This is a messenger RNA of Topomyia yanbarensis, 924 nucleotides long. RefSeq lists its product as uncharacterized. NCBI's taxonomy places the organism in Eukaryota, Metazoa, Arthropoda, Insecta, Diptera, Culicidae. The transcript has 3 exons. The record is from RefSeq and is a predicted model, not a curated record. The coding region runs from base 1 to 924 and encodes 307 amino acids.
AUGGCUAGCAAGCAAAAAAGCGCUUGUAAUAAUGCGUCGCAGGCACAAUUGCACCUGCUGGACGAGUUUAUGUCCAAACAUAGUGCAUUGGCCAAGGGAUCAUUUUUAAAAGCAGCAAAUGGUCGGGAUUGUGCCGCUAAACUUUGGGUGGAACUUAAAGCAAAACUUAAUGCUGCUGGGCCACCGAUUAAAACCGUAGCAGAAUGGAAAAGAGUUUGGACUACUCGAAAGUACAAGGCCAAAAAAAAGUUGUCGGAAAACAAACGGUCCAUACGGCAAACUGGCGGCGGUCCAUAUGAUAUUCAGCAGCUCACAACCGCCGAAGAAACAGUAAUUGACGCAUGUGGAUUUGAAGCUACUGUAUCUGGGAUUUCCGACGUUGGUUCAUACGGUGUUGAUCAAUAUGGAUCUGAAUCUGAGAUGGAUAUUGAAAAUGACCCACCGGCUGGCUUGGAACACUUCGGAUGUGAAGAUGUGAUUGGAAAUGCAUUUCCAGUAACUCAUGAGUCAGAAAACCCAACGCCUCUAGUAACACCGGUUACAUCGUUAAGAAGAGUUUCGCAACCACAGAUGUUAAGACGUCAGGUGCAGUUGACUGAGCAAUUCGUUAACGCCUCUAAGGAAAUGAUGGAACAAACGAAAAUGUUUCAAACUUCUAUCAUGUCCACAUCCCUGGAACAGCAAAGGCAACUGAAAUCUAUCAAGUACGAGUUACGCGAUUUCAACGGAAAUAAGAAAAAGGAAAAUGUAUUGCUAGCAGAGAGAAAUAAGCUGCUAGAAAGGAAGCUCAAUAUGCUGGAAAACGAGAAACAACAAAACUUUGAGUUAACAAAAAGAAAAUUGGAAUUACAAAAAAUAAACAUUGAAGUGCUACAAGCUGCAAAUGAGCUGAAGCGCCUUAAGAUAGGUACAGAAACGGCUUAA